This is a messenger RNA of Polistes canadensis, 4114 nucleotides long. Its product is annotated as leukocyte receptor cluster member 8 homolog. The transcript is spliced from 6 exons. Gene Ontology annotation, cellular component: nucleus. The coding region runs from base 186 to 2648 and encodes 820 amino acids. Lineage: Eukaryota; Metazoa; Arthropoda; Insecta; Hymenoptera; Vespidae. The record is from RefSeq and is a predicted model, not a curated record.
UUUAUUAUAAAAGGAAAUUUGGGUCGUAUUACGUAGUGUUUCGUGAAGUUCAUACGUUUUACAUUAGCUUAUUUAUUGAUUAUAUUCGUAGCGUUAACGGAAUAAGCAAUAUUUCCUCUUGAAAGUGAUAAGUUGUGAAGUAAGAUUUUAUCAAGAAAUUAUUUCGAGAUUUUUUUUUAACGAGUAUGUCUGAAGGGGAGAUUUUAGCGUCUCAGAAGAAGCAGCAGCCAUUUCAACAGCCUCAGCAAUUAGGAGCGAGUUCAAUGGCGAACAUGGCGUGGCAGUAUCCUUCACCAAAUAACAUGCACGCUAUGUUUCCAUCUUACCCAGGCCAAUUGUAUGGGACAGGAUACCAAGGAGUAUCGCAUCAAGGUCAAAUGUUUAAUUAUUAUCACACGAUGAUGCCUGCCUAUGGGCAUGCUUUUAAUCCACAGCAAAUGCAGCAACAUCCGCAACAUCAGCAACAACAGCAACAGCCACAACAACAACAGUCUCUUCAGCAGCAGAAUUCACAGGCAAAUAAUCAAAUAAAACAACAACUUCAUCAACAGCCUCCAGUACCUGGAACACCCAUGACUUUAGACGACGAUUCCGAUCUUCCUCCUUUACCUCCUGGACCUCCUCCACCUCUUCAACCUACUCAACAACAUAAUCAGGUACAACCAUCAAUACAGCCUCAUUCAGGAUUUGUCUACGGUGCAUUUUCUUAUGGUAAUUGGAAUGGAAUGCAUAAUGAUAUUUCUCAAUACAAUGGACAAGUGCGGUUCAAUCUACAAAACAAAAAAGUUGGAUUAGGAUUUCCUCAAUCAGGAAACAGUGGAGCUGCAAAGAAAAAACGUAAGAGGAACAAAAAUCUAGCGGCACAAUUCAACAAUAACUUUCAGGGAAACAAUGUAACAACAAAUUUUGUAUCGGAACCUAAUCUCAAAGUGGAGUUACCACCUUUACCUCCUAUUCAACAUGAAAUAGCUGUACCCCCUCCACCCAUUGAAGAAUCUCCUGAUCCUAUUAUACCUGCCACUACAGCAGUCAGUGCAUCUUCGAAUACUAGUGUUCCAGUGGGAAAUAAUCCCCCUAUUGCUUCAUCAAAUACUAAUCCAGUUGGGGAUUGGCCUGACAGCUUAAAAAAUUACGUGAACAGGUGUUAUGAAAAGUGUAAAACAGCAGUUGACAAGGAUCAGGUUGAAAUAAUACUAAAAGGGAAAAUAACACGAGCUGCUAAUGAUGGCUCGCUUUGGGUAAAAGAUUGGGACAAAGAGCCUUUACCUAGUAUACACAGUGAACGUAUGACUAUGACGAUAAAGCCUCAGAAGCCAGCAUUAAAAUUAAAUAAUCCUUUAGCCAAUCCAUUGGCCAAUACACAGGGAGGCUUGCGCAAGUCAGGGCUUUCAACUUCUCUUGGAGCUAGGCUUGGCGCGCGUCUCUCUGUGACCCAUAGGCGAUCAAGGUCGAGGUCGAGGUCGAGAUCGAGGUCUAGAUCACGAUCGAGAUCAAGGUCAAGGUCAAGAUCAAAGUCGAGGUCGAGGUCAAGAUCAAGAUCAAAGUCGAGAUCACGUUCUCAUACGCGUAGUCCCCCCUUGAGGAAGUACAGGCGUAGCACCUCCUCUUCGUCUAACGUUAGCGAUCGGGACUAUGACAGCAAAUCAUUGAAAACGAAAAAAUCAACACGAAAUAAACAAAAUCACAACAACAACAAGAAACCCAAGAAGACUAAGCAGACAAAAUCACAUUUCUAUUCAGAGUUUGGUUUAGCUACAGGCAAUAGCGAUGAACUGGGGUCCAAGGAGAAACUUCAACAACGUGCGGCACGAUUUAACGAUCCCAUUUCUAGGACAUUCAACUGUGCCAUUAGAGAUGAUCCAACCCCUGACUUUGACUUCACUGGACUUCACAUCAUUGGAACUUGCAAGGACUUAGAAAAACCUUAUUUACGCCUAACAUCGGCUCCAGCUCCAUCUGCAAUUCGACCGGUAAGUGUUCUUCAAAAUUCGUUGGCCUAUGUCAAGAAUCGUUGGGUAGUGGAACAAGACUACAGAUAUGCUUGUGAUCAAUUAAAAUCUAUACGACAAGAUCUUACCGUGCAAGGUAUCAGAGAUGCAUUUACUGUCCAUGUUUAUGAAACCCACGCUCGUGUAGCUUUAGAACGUGGAGAUCAUGAAGAAUUUAAUCAAUGUCAAACACAAUUAAGAAUGUUAUAUCAAGAUGUGGGUGGUGAAAAUAGAUGCGAGUUUGUGGCAUACCGUAUUUUAUAUUAUAUUUUUACAAAAAAUACUUUAGAUUUAACAACAAUUUUAGCAUCACUUACUAAUGAAGAUAAAAAGGAUGAAUGUAUUAAACAUGCAUUGAAAGUUCGUUCAGCAUGGUGGCUGGGUAACUUUCAUGCUUUAUUCAAGUUAUACAGAAAUGCACCAAGAAUGGCUGCCUUUCUGAUGGAUUGGUUUGCUGCCAGAGAACGCAAGAUUGCUUUGAAGCAAAUGAUAAAGUCUUACCGGCAAAAUUUGGCGGUUGAUUUCAUCGUAGCAGAAUUGGCCUUUGAAACAUUGGACAAGUUCUAUGAAUUUGUCAGUGAAUUUACGUUGGUUUAUGCUGAUCCUGAACGGCGUCUAAUCGACUGUAAAACAAGCAGUGGUUGUCUAGGUGGUUGGUAAAGAAAUAUUUUUCUUACCUAAUUCGCUGUAAAUCAUUAAGCGAUCGGCACUCUCUAUAUGUAUAAAUAUGUAUAUGCAUACGUUUUCUAAUUUGACAUAAUACAUACGUGUAACUUCUUAUUUGCACGUUCAUAUGCAUAUGCAUAUAUUCCAAAGUUUGAGCGGGUUCAUUUAUUUUUUUUGCUUGAAGGGCUGAUAUAAACCAAUUCUUUUGAAUAAUUUCCAAUCAUUGUCAUCGAUUGGGAAUGGUUUACUGCCUGAGCAAAACCUUACUAUUUGAAACAUUCUUGAGGAAUUUGUAUAUACUAUUCUUAUGCGCAUCAAGGAUAAAUCUUCUGGAUUUGUGAAUUAUAAAAACAAACACGAAAAAAGAGCUAGAAAGAUCAAAUAGUUUCUUAAUUUGUAUCUUGUAUUUCUCAAUCAGAUUCGAUAUGAAACCGAAAAUGGUGAAGAAUCAAUUGGAGAUGGCAAGAAAUUUGUUUUCUUCGUAAAAGGUUUCUUUUCUUCUUUGUUUCCUAUUGUUGGGUUUAUAAACAAAAUAGCCCAUAUUUUUCUCUUUAUCAUCUGGUGCCAGGUAAUUCAAUGAAUUAUUCGAAUUAUUGGUUAAAAUAUGUAGAUCAUUCUUUUUUCUACAUGUUUUAUAUGAAGAUAAAAUAACCAAUUAUAAGAAGAGGAACAUAUUUCUGAAGAUUUUGAUGUGUGUGUCUGUGACAAACUAUUGUUUUCAUCGCUAAUCAAUAAACGGACUACUCUUAUUCAAUUCAACAAGUGUUUUCUCAUAGAAUGUCUGCACUUAUUCUCUAUGGGAAGGGAGAAAAAAUUGUGACAUUUCGCAGACAGAGACUAUAAGGCAUACAAAAAUAAGUGGUGAUUGAGAUUCAAUACAAGAAGAUUUAUAGAACACAAUGAUUAACUAUCAAGGAUGAUGCGAAGUUCCUGUGUUCUUUUUAGGAAAAUAAAAAAAAAAUAUAAAAUAAUAAAAAAAAUAACACCAGCAAGAAAAACAACUUUAAUAUCAAUUUUUUAUGCUGGACAUUUGUAUAUAUAUAUAUAUAUAUCUCUCAUAUGAAUCAACCAAGUUCUAGUUUUAUAAUAUUUAGUUCAAAGAAGUAAUUAAAAGUCAUUGGCUUGUUAUUCGAUUAAGAAAAACAAACCUUUUCUUAAGGUUAAAGGAAUAUGUAAGAUUUUUAAAUUGGGGGAAGGUAGAUAUUUAAUUGUAAGAUAUAAAAUACGUGUAUACUGUUGUGCAUAAUAAAUUAUUUAAUUUUCCGAACAUUUUGUGUUAUAUAAAUCAAAUCUAAACGCACUUUCAGUUUAUUAAUUGCGACUUGUUUCAUCAUUUAUCAAUACCUGUGUUAUAAAUCAUAAAUUGGGCAUUAUAUGUAUGUGCUUUAUCAUAUACAUAUUUGUUAUAGAAAUAUUAUCAAUGUAGUGAUGCUAUUGUAAUAUGUAACAAAUAAUAUAAG